AUGACUAGAUCACAGAGUCAACCAAAUCAUUAUCAAAAUGAACUAUUGUCAUCACAAUCUUCUUCAAGUUCUCCCAGAUCUCUAAUAACUCCCGUUUCCCCUUCAUUGCAACCUACUAUACCCAAUUAUCCAAGAGAUACUAAUUAUCCUGAUAGAAUUCAAUAUCGACAUGGUUCUGGUUCUUCUAAUUCAAUAUUUUCGUUUCCUUCCGAAAGUCCAGCAGCAACCCCAACCACAACUACAUCAGUUCACUUUCCAAAUGGCGCAACUGGUCAUUCUGUGUCCGAUAAAUAUAAUAUUAUACCAACAUCUGGACCGUGCAUUGAUGCUCAUUCUUGGGGUCAAAAUUCAACUCGAAUCGCCGGAACUCUGACAGAUUUUAUUGACAUUGAUACACCAGAAUCAGCACAUACUAAAAUAGCGAGCGAUGGGACUAUUUAUAAACUUGUGUUUUCAGAUGAAUUUAACAAGGAUGGUAGGACAUUUAGACCUGGAGAUGAUCUAUAUUG
Messenger RNA from Dentiscutata heterogama, 509 nucleotides. Lineage: Eukaryota; Fungi; Glomeromycota; Glomeromycetes; Diversisporales; Gigasporaceae. The record is from the annotation of a GenBank genome assembly.